AACGGUAAGUUCAUUAUUACAGCCAGAAAAUGAAGUUGUGAAAUUUACUUAUUCUGAAAAAUAAUGUUUACUUCUUUUAUCGUGAUACGUAAAAAUAUUUAAAAUGUACGUUAUCAACGAUAAAUCUGAAAUCUUUGUUCACUGUCGAUUUCCUGUGCUAUUAGGUAACACAUACCAGUCCCACAUGAAGAAGCUCCGGAGACGAUUUGCUGUUCAUCUCCUGCUAUUGUCUGUGAUUUGUGCAACAAAGUUUGAACAGCUCUCAGCUGAAACCUCGACAAGACUCCGAGAGUUUUAGUCGUCCUGAAUGAGGAGAUGUGGAAGAAGAACCCCAACAUUCCCUCCAUACUGCACAGCUUCGGGAACUAUUCGAAUGUGGCUUUACCAUCAGUUCAGUUCCACACCAUCAUUGCCACUAACGACUCCUCAGCUCUUAGCCAAGUCUGUGACGAACUGAGAGACGGUGUAGUUGCUGUCGUGGACAUGACGUCACCUCGCAACGCUCAACAGCUGCGGUGGUUGUCGGGUGUUGCUGGUCUCGCCUACAUCUCCGUCGUGGACGACUCGUACUUCGGUAACAGUCAAGAACACGAGCGCCUGCAUGCGAGAGUCGAGCCGACGGCGGUGCAGAUGCUAAAGAUCGUCACCGACAUCGUCAUCCAAGAAAACCUCAACAACGUGGCCUUGGUCUACGACGAUACGUUUGACAUCCAGAACCUGCCGCGCAGGAUCCUGGUCAACGUUCCGGCUCAGCACCUGUACGUGAGGUUGGACCAAUCGGAGAACGCGACACAACGGCAAGUGAGGAUGUUAAAGGACGUCACCAUCCAGAACAUCUUCAUCAUCGCCGACACCCAGAAUGCCCAACGGUUUCUGCUAGAGGUUGACAAGAAAUACCAGAAAGAAAGUCCCCCAAUAUAUUCCUCCUUACGAAGUGCACACAUGUGUAUGUUAAAAAUGUUUUAUUACGUAACUUUCAUUCCAUAUGACGAACAGUUUGUUUGUUUGUUUGUUUGUUUGUUUGUUUGUUUGUUUGUUUGUUUGUUUGUUUGUUUGUUUGUUUGUUUGUUUGUUUGUUUGUUUGCUCCCUGGAAGGAGAGCGCUGUGAACUGUGGCGGAUGUCGAGCGCGUGGGCAACUAGCGACGAUAACGGCCGAACCGUCUGCCGUCGCCCUCCAAACGUUUGUCGCCUUCAUGCAGCGUCAUGUGACCACAGAUGACGUGUAUAACUCUAGUGACGUCAAGGUUGACGAAGCUGUGGCCUUUGACCUGGCUGUCCUUAUCCGCUCAUCAAUGCCCUCGGUGGCUGCCAAUCUGGUCUACGACGACUGCAGUGCCCUUAGCUCUGUGGAUGAAAGAGAUUUAGAACAGAGCAGACGACUCAUUGAUGCUCUGCAGCAAGCAAGAAUUGAUGGUGUCUUUGGAGCGAUCUCGACACAAGACAACCUCACCAGCUUCUCCAUGACAUUGUCAAUAAACAAACACUCGUACAAGGAUGGUCUGCAAACAGAGCAAGUGAUGAUUGGGUCCUGGACUAAAACAAGGGGUUUGAACCUCACACAGUCUUUGAUUCUCGCCGACCGCAGGCCGCACUACAUGGUGGUCACCGUGUCUGGGAAUCAUCCUUUCGUCUACAAAGAUAUCCCAGCGAACUUCAGGGAAGGUCCAAGUUACUAUGGUUACUGUAUCGAGCUCCUACAACUCAUCGCGAAGCAACUGCAGUUCAACUACACUAUCUACGAAAGCCCGGAUGGAAAGUUUGGAACAAUGGACGACAACGGAAAAUGGAGCGGGAUGAUUGGGGAGUUGAUUGAAAAGAGAGCAGACAUGGCGGUGGGUCCUAUAUCCAUCAUGGCGGAGAGAGAGAGCGUGGUGGACUUCACGGUCCCCUACUAUGACCUGGUGGGUCUCAACCUCUUGAUGCGCAAGCCCACGGUAGACUACAGCCUCGUCAAGUUCCUCAGCGUGCUGGACGAGAACGUCUGGGGCUGCAUCAUCGCCGCUUUCCUCGUCUUCAGCGUCCUCAUCUGGCUCUUCGACAUUCAGCCCUACAGCCAUCAAAACACUCGCAAAGAGUCGAAGGAGGGGCAGCAGGAGGCGCGGGUGUUCACGUUCAAGGAGGGCAUCUGGUUCUGCUUGAUGUCUCUGACUCCACAAGGUGGCGGGGAGACUCCGCGAGCUUUCUCUGGGCGCUUGGUGGCCGCCACCUGGUGGUUGUUCGGCUUCAUCAUCAUCGCCACCUACACAGCCAACCUGGCCGCCUUCCUGACCGUCUCCCGCCUCGAGACUUCCAUCGAGUCUCUUGACGACCUCUCCAAGCAGUUUAAGGUCAAGUAUGCUCCAAUGAACGGCAGCUCUGCUCAAACCUACUUCUCGCGCAUGGCCGAGAUUGAGCAAACCUUUUACAAGAUCUGGAAAGACAUGAGCCUGAGUAACAGCAUCAGCCCCCUAGAGAGAGCCAGGUUGGCCGUGUGGGACUAUCCUGUCAGCGACAAGUACACCAAGCUGUGGAACAACAUGCAGGCCAACACGUUCCCACGAAGCACUAACGAGGCCAUCGAGAUGGUUCUCAACGGGGACUUCGCCUUGAUAUCGGAUGCGACUACUAAUAAGUAUGCCACGUACACCAACUGUGAACUGAUGGUGGUGGGAGAGGAGUUCUCUCGCAAACCCUACGCCUUCGCCGUGCAAGAGGGCUCACCCCUUCGUGAUGAAGUGUCCAACGUCAUCCUGCAGCUCAUCAACCAGCGGCAGCUGGAGGACAUGAAGAGCAGAUGGUGGCUGCGGGACAAGCUGAACUGUCCAGACAUCGAAGAUGAGAGCGACGGCAUCAGCAUUCGAAACAUCGGCGGCGUCUUCCUUGUCAUCGCCGUCGGUUCAGCCAUUGCUCUCGUCGUUCUGGUGAUGGAAUGCUACUGGUACAGAUGCCGACUCAAGAGGAAGCAACCCUCGGACGCCAGCAGCAGGACAACUCUGACGCAAGAUGGCGCCUCGGACGUGUCACAGGCCAGCACAUCAGAGCGUGGCAAGCUGAAAGCUGUGGACAGACCCACGAACGGACAGCCAUCGGCCACGCGCGAGGUGCUUUUUGAGAUGACAGAUCAGAUGUAGUCGUCACGCGCGCAGGCCGUCGAGUCCAAAUGUUUCUUCUUAACCGUGCAAAAUGUGAACGAACGUUUGAGCAAGUCUGGCAAGGUUUACAUUAAUCAUUAUUGAUAUAAAAAUCCCCAUAAUUUAAAACCUUGGACAAACUGGAUCGAACGUUUGCACUGUGAGCACUCAAGCAUAACCAUUUAAACUUUAGCACAAUUCUUGAAGAGAAAAAGUUUCGAAAGUGGAUUUCAAGGGAGGUGUGCAGCAAGAGGAAGUUUAGGGUGUCCAGACUGAGCUGACCUGAACACUAUUCUUUAUUACAGCACCCAGUCCUGCCGAAAAAGUCACCAAAAAAAACGAAAAAAAUGAAGGACGAAAAGCUCAGAUAUCACAUGAUCAACUGUUGAUGCUAAGUCGCCAUCCGUUUCUCUUGACACCUGGUGUGCACUUCAGAUGGCCAUCGGUUUUGUUAUUUUUAAUCUUUUUAAAUAAAAAUGGUGGAUAGACAAGUCGUAUUUGCUGCUUCCCUACUUAUAUCAUUUAUAUCGUGGAUAUAAUAUUGUCACAUUCUACCUUCUCCCUAAAUACCGAUAAAGAAUUCUUUCUAACUUUACAUUUUGUCUCAGACUU
Pomacea canaliculata is the source of this 3723-nucleotide messenger RNA. RefSeq names its product ionotropic receptor 25a-like. The record is from RefSeq and is a predicted model, not a curated record. Lineage: Eukaryota; Metazoa; Mollusca; Gastropoda; Architaenioglossa; Ampullariidae. Gene Ontology annotation, cellular component: postsynaptic membrane; plasma membrane. Gene Ontology annotation, biological process: modulation of chemical synaptic transmission; synaptic transmission, glutamatergic; monoatomic ion transport. Gene Ontology annotation, molecular function: transmitter-gated monoatomic ion channel activity involved in regulation of postsynaptic membrane potential; glutamate-gated receptor activity.